This is a messenger RNA of Pocillopora damicornis (cauliflower coral), 15825 nucleotides long. RefSeq names its product protocadherin Fat 4. Gene Ontology annotation, cellular component: plasma membrane. Gene Ontology annotation, biological process: homophilic cell-cell adhesion. NCBI's taxonomy places the organism in Eukaryota, Metazoa, Cnidaria, Anthozoa, Scleractinia, Pocilloporidae. Gene Ontology annotation, molecular function: calcium ion binding. The record is from RefSeq and is a predicted model, not a curated record.
AAAUUUGUUCUAAUUUUCAGCAAACUUGGAACUGAUCAAAAACCAUGAGUUCCCGCUCAAUUACGGAAUGAGAUGUUUUAUGAGACAUUAAGACUCUGCGUGAUUCUCGCUUGGGUACCAAUAUCCGAAGGUGCCGCGCCUGUGUUCAGUCCUGGUUCCUAUAGCGGUAAUGUUGACGAAAAUGUGCCCACAGACACCACUGUCAGCGGAAUCACUCUGUCAGCGUCUGAAAGUGGUGGAGGCAGUGUUACUUACUCGAUUAUAAGUUCGGCGGGACCAUUCAAACUGAGUGCGAAUGGAACAAAAGUGCUCACUAAUGGGUUAGCUGUUAAUUUUGAGGCACAGAACUCGUACACUCUAACAGUUCAGGCUGAGUCCGCAGGUGGAACAGCAAUUGCAAGUGUAACUAUUACGGUAAACGAUGUCAACGAAGCUCCAAGCUUUACGCUGUCUUCGUACAGCGGUGAAAUUUCAGAGAACAGCGCUCAUGGAGUUGAUAUCAUUACAAUAUUUGCUGUAGAUCCUGAUGGUGGGGAUACGCUGACCUAUAGCCUCUCGGGCUCGGGUUCGUCGCUGUUCAAUGCGCUGAGCAAUGGAAUCAUUGAGGUCGCUGGAAGCCUUGACUUCGAGACAACACCUAGUUAUUCCUUGACCCUGACAGCAACAGACUCGGGCUCUCUAACUGACACGACAGCAGUUGUCAUCUCAGUCAGGGAUGUUAACGAGAGUCCCUCAUUUGUUGGUGCGCCAUAUUCUUCUAUCGUUCCAGAGAAUGACGCUGCAGCUAGCGUGGUGACUGUAGCCGCUACUGACCCAGACUUAGGAGAUUCCAUCACAUUUUCCCUAUCUGGCGCCAAAAGCUCCGACUUUACCAUCCACCCUACAAGUGGAGUUGUCACCCUCAACAACGCCUUGAACUACGAAUCGCUCAACCUCUAUUCACUCACUGUAACGGCGUCGGAUGAUAACAGUUAUGGCAACGGAAGCGUGACGUCAACAUCUUUAACCGUUACGGUGACCAAUCGGAAUGACGUACCAGUCUCUCUCAGCAAUUCUUACUCGGCUACAAUUGCAGAGGACGAACCUGGUGGAACAAAUGUGUUGAAAACCGGCGCUUCCGACGAAGACGGACACGGAAUCUUGUUUAGCUUGUCGGGAAGUUCUGAUUUUGAUAUUCUCAACACGGGAAUGAUUCGUAUUAAGACGGGAGUCACUUUAGAUUACGAGACACAAGAUAGUUAUAACUUGACUGUGGAGUUUUCCGAUGGUACAGCGAGUAUAUCUAAGUUUGUAUCCAUCACCGUGCUUGACAGAAACGACGCCCCGACACUUCCGAGUUCUCCAUACUCCACGAGCGUUUCCGAAGAAGUAUCGAUCGGCACGAGUGUCUUCGUCGCCAGCGCAAGUGACCAGGAUGGGGAUUCGCUGGUGUAUUCAUUGUCCGGAGCUGGUGUGACGCACUUUACUAUUGACUCUGAAACGGGAAUUGUAACGACCUCUCAGGCACUGAACUUCGAAGAUACCAUUUCUUAUUUUAUGACUGUACAUGUUUCUGAUGGAAAAGGCGGCCGCGACUCCAGCAGUCUCACCAUCAGUGUAACUGAUGCAAACGAUGCCCCACAAUUCCUUGGGGCGCCAUAUACGGCGGCUAUUGAUGAAGGGCUUUCAAGUGGAUUCACCUUACUAACGGCUUCGGCAAUCGAUGAUGACAGCGGUGACACGCUGCAGUACAGUCUUUUGGGUACCAACAACGCUGACUUUGCGAUAUCAAGCAGUACUGGUCUUAUAAGCACUGCAAAGAGCUUAGAUUAUGAAACAGUGACCUCAUACGCCCUCACUGUAUCAGUGCAGGACGGCAAAACAACCGUAACAACCUCUUUGACAAUUACUGUAAACAAUAAGAACGAUGCACCCGUGUUUAAGAACGCGCCGUAUCUAAAAGCGGUUGAUGAAAACGACGCAGGCGCACCCGUAUACACUGUGAGUGCAACAGACCAGGAUACCGCCGACAGCUUGCGGUAUUUUCUCUCUGGCUCAGGUUCAGCUGAUUUCGUUUUACACUCUUCCACAGGAGUCAUAACUCUGUCUCGCGCUCUCAAUUAUGAAUUAACACCUUCGUAUUCCUUAUCGAUCCUUGUGCUUGAUAGCAAUGGGGAAAGCUCAACAACGAAUCUUCAAGUGACAGUGAACGAUUUGAACGAAUCGCCAAGAUUUGUUGCAACACCAUACAGUGUGAGUAUCGAUGAAAAUCUUCAAACAGGAUUCCAUGUUGUACAAGUAACCGCGACUGAUGAGGACAGCGGUGAUUCUCUAACAUAUUUUCUAUCCGGAGAAGACAGCAGUCACUUUGAAAUUAACUCACUCACAGGCCUGGUGACCACUACACAACCUCUAGACCGGGAGACCUUGCACUCCUAUGCGCUUUUUAUCAAUGUAACUGACGGUACAACUUCUGUCACCGAGCCACUGUCAAUCACCGUUCUUGACAAGAAUGACGCGCCUUCUUUCACCGCAGGCUCCUACGCUGUCAGCGUGGUCGAAAACGACGCAACAGCCGUUGUUUACACAGCUAACGCAACAGAUCAAGAUAGUGGCGAUUCUUUGACGUUUACUCUAACUGGAUCUGGAAGUGUGGACUUUUCGCUUAACCCUAUCACAGGCGUGGUGACUCUGACACAUGCUUUGGAUUUUGAGGCCACGCCUGUGUAUUACCUCACUGUCACAGCCAGUGAUUCGAACGGAGGUGUGGCCACUACAAGCCUUAAUGUGACAGUUGUCAAUCAGGACGACUUGCCCCAGUUUGAAGGUACACCGUACAGCGUGAAUAUCGAUGAAAAUCUCCCUGCAGGAACCACCGUGGUAACAGUACAAGCUAGCGAUGAAGACGCUUCAGACGCUCUGAGCUACAGCUUAUCUGGAGCCAAUAGCAAUCAUUUUAGAAUAAGCUUAAGCACCGGAGUUAUCACCACAGCACAAGAGCUCAACAGAGAAAAUAUUAGUUCUUAUAUACUGAACGUGUCGGUAUCAGACGGCAAUGUGACUGUUGUUGAACGGAUAACUAUCACUGUGGAUAACGCAAACGACGCUCCCAUGUUUUCUAACACGCCUUUCACUGUCAGUGUCGACGAAAACGUCAACAGUGGAAAUCUUUUCACUGUAAAUGCCUCAGACGAGGACGGGGAUGCCAUUUCGUUCACCUUAUAUGGGGUAGGAAGUGAGUUAUUUUCAGUGCAUUCCAGUAGUGGAGUCGUGUCUUCGGUUGAAGUACUUGAUUUCGAAUCUGUCAGCGGUUACACACUAACAGUCCGGGCUAGUGACAGUUAUGGAGGAGUGGCAGUUACGUCACUCUAUGUUAACGUUGUCAAUCAAAAUGAUGGCCCCGCCUUUGUGGGAACGCCUUAUAGUGCGAGCGUGAACGAGAACGUUGCAAUUGGUAGCACUGUCAUUUCUCUUACGGCGACUGACCAAGACGGCGACUUUUUGACGUUCAGUCUAACUGGAAGUAAUGAUUUUACCAUUGGUACAUCCAACGGAAUUAUAACAACCAGCCAGGUUUUGGAUUAUGAAGCGAACAGCUCUUACUCCCUGAUCGUGGGUGUUUCUGAUGGCCCGGCGACAGUCUCUCAGCCGCUGACUAUUAGCAUCCGGGACGUGAAUGACCCUCCAGUAUUUACUGAUGCGCCUUACGCCGUGAACGUGAAUGAAAACGAGGUUGCAGGCGCAGUUUAUACAGUCAGCGCCACAGAUCAAGAUGCUGAUGAUUCAGUUACAUUUCUGCUGGCUGGUCCAGGAAGUACUGACUUCUCCAUUCAUCUAACUAGCGGUGUUGUAUCAUUAAGUCAGGCGCUAGAUUACGAAUCACUUCCAUUCUAUUUGUUAACAGUCAUUGCCUCCGAUACGAAUGGCGGUAUGGCUCAAACUAUACUCAAUGUGUCAGUUGUAGAUCAAAAUGACUCGCCUGCCUUCGUUGGUGCUCCAUUUGCAGCCCAAAUUGAUGAAAAUCAAGUCAGCGGUUCCACCGUGUUAAAACUUACUGCCACUGAUCAAGAUGCAGGUGAUUUGCUGACCUUCAGUAUCGCGGGUUCGGACCACUUCGCUUUAUCUUCAAGUGGGCGUAUUACGACCACCAAAAUCUUAGACUUUGAGUCUGUGAACACUUACACUCUGAGUAUCUCUGUCUCUGACGGUAAGACUUCUGUAACAGAAGCUAUAACCAUCUCAGUCCGUGACACAAAUGAUUCGCCAGUGUUUGUUAAUUCGCCUUAUGCUGUCACCUUACCCGAAAACAAUGCUAGCGCUGUCGUGAGUGCAAUGAGUGCCAUUGAUGACGACAGCGGUGAUAUACUGACAUUUUUCCUAUCAGGGGUAGGCAGUGGUGAUUUUUCCAUCCUGUCAUCUACUGGGUUAGUUUCCCUUAGCAGAGCGUUAGAUUACGAGAGCAAGUCUAGUUACGUGUUAAACGUUAUUGUGCGUGAUGAAUACGGCGGUCAAGCGAGUUCUUCUUUGAGCGUUACGGUCUCUGACGAAAAUGAUGCCCCUAGUUUUGUUGGGACUCCGUACAGCGUGUCACUUGAUGAAGAUUUACCCGUAGGAACCAUAGUGUUGCAGGCUUCUGCAGUUGAUGAAGAUUCGUCCGAUAUCCUAGAAUACACCCUCUCUGGUGAUAACAGCACGGAUUUCAGCAUUGCUCAAAACAGUGGCAUCAUCACAACGGCUGUUAGUCUUGAUUACGAGUUAGUUAGCUCUUAUUCCCUCACAGUGUCUGUUACAGAUGGAAAAUCUUCAGUCUCACAAGUGAUCACUAUUAGUAUUACGGAUAAAAAUGACUCACCUACCUUUGUAGCCGCGCCUUAUUCAGUCACAGUCGCAGAAAACACCACCACAAGCACACUGCUCACGGUGAGUGCCACUGACAAAGACAAGCCGGACAGCUUGAAUUUUCUACUUUUGGGAUCUGGCAGUGAAUUUUUUUCACUGCACCCAACAUCCGGGGUAUUGGCUUUAACUACGGCAUUGGAUCACGAGGUGACAUCAUUAUAUACUUUAACUGUCUUUUUAUCUGACAAUAAUGGGGCAGUCACGACCACAUCAAUAUCUGUUUCUGUCUCGGAUGUCAAUGAUUCUCCCCAGUUUCUUGGCACACCUUAUGCAGCGACCGUCAGUGAGAAUCUUCCUAGCGGAAGUGACGUUAUAAAAAUUGCUGCAAACGAUGCAGACGGUGAUGCUUUGAGUUACAGUUUAUCAGGAACAGACAGCGGAUGUUUCAAGAUUUUUCCCUCUUCCGGUUUGAUUGAAACUUCAAAGGAGCUGGACUUUGAGGCAGUCAGCUCUUACUCUCUGACUGUGACUGUAAGUGACGGAAAAAUCAGUAUCUCCACGGAUCUUGCUAUCUCCGUCAUAAACGUAAACGAUGCACCUUACGUCACUAAUCUACCUGCCAACGUCAGUUUGUUCGAGAAUGACGUCACGGUUCCCGUGAUUGACGUCAAUGCAACAGAUCCCGACGGCGACAACAUCACUUUCGGCCUAAGUGGAAGCGGAAGUGACGACCUUGUCAUAAAUCCCGCCACAGGACGCAUAACCUUAAGCAAGCCGCUUAACUAUGAACUACAGGCACUCUAUUCGUUGACAGUGAGGGUAUCUGAUGGGAUAGGAGGCGUGGCUGUAGCGUCAAUAACCGUCAUAGUUGUCGAUAAAAAUGAUGUGCCUGUAAUCCUAGGCGCUCCACACACAACAAGCAUCGACGAGAAUGUGAAUGACGGAAUUGUGGUCUAUGAAGUCGCAGUCGUUGACGAAGAUACCGAGGAUUCUUUUACCUUCAGUAUAUCAGGGAAAAACAGUAACCAUUUUGCAAUUUCUGCCGCUGGAGUCAUAACCUCAACUCAGAAGCUGGAUUUUGAGGCUGUUUCUUUGUAUACUCUUAUUAUAACCGUCUAUGAUGGCACAGAAACUGUCAACACAACAUUGACAAUCUCCGUCGUGGAUAGCAAUGACCCGCCCCAGAUCCUCAACGGCCCAUACACGGUCACUGUGGAUGAGAACGAUGUUAGUGCUACUGUGGUCAAUGUUACUGCGGUGGACUUGGACAGUGGUCCAGCCGAUUCGCUGACCUUUUUUAUGCAUGGUGCUGGUAGCAACUACUUGUCCAUCCACCCAACCACAGGAGUAGUAAGCCUCUCACAAGCCUUAGACUUUGAACAAGUCCCCCAGAUUAUAAUGACAGUGGAAGCCAGGGAUGGCCGCGGGGGAUUGGCCGCGACCAGUUUGACUGUUAAUGUAAAUGACAGAAACGACGCGCCUGCAUUCCAGGGAACCCCGUUCAGCGUUGCUAUCAGUGAAAAUGUCGCGUAUCGUUCAACUGUGGUCCAAAUCACAGCUACUGAUCCAGAUAGCAGUGAUACCCUCAAUUACACGCUAUCGGGAACAAACAGCUCUUAUUUCCAGAUCUCUUCUGCGACUGGUCUGAUACUGACUGCGCGAGAAUUGGAUUACGAAGAUGUGAAUUAUUUCUUUCUCACUGUAAGUGUUAGUGACGGGAAGACGACAGUUACCCAACCGCUGACCGUCACAAUCACAGACACAAACGAUUUACCCAUGUUUUUAAAUGCCCCUUACUCAGUGCAAAUCAACGAAAAUGUCAUCUACAGUUCCAUUAUCUUGGCAAACGCCACGGACCCUGAUAACGACACAUUGCGUUUCACGCUUUCUGGAUCACGAAGCUCACAAUUCACGAUUCACGGAUUGACUGGCUUAGUCUCCCUAACCGAAACGCUGAACUUUGAAGAAUUCACUACGUUCGUGUUGACACUAACUGUGUCAGACGGAAAAGGUGGUGUGAGUGAUACCACACUGACUGUCGAGGUCAUUGACCAUAAUGAUCCGCCUACCUUCGUUAACACUCCAUUCAGCGUGGUAAUCGACGAAAACAUCAACAUUGGAACACAAAUUAUCCAAGCGUCAGCUACUGACGAAGACAAGAACUCCUCUCUCACAUAUUCGCUCACUGGAGCCAACAGCUCGGUUUUUACGAUUUCCGUAACAGGUAUCAUAUCUACGAUAGGGGUGAUCGACUUCGAAAGCCGCAGUUUGUACUCAUUGACUAUCUGGGUGGGGGACGGUGCCUCAACUGUGAGCACUCCUCUGACGGUGGCCAUCAAUGAUAUCAAUGAUUUGCCAGUGUUCACCAACACAUCCUACACUUUAUCACUGAAGGAACGAACCGGUGCAUCAGUCAGCAUUUUGCAGGUCUCUGCUAGCGAUCAAGACGGAGACAAUAUUGCAUAUACCUUCGUAGGAAUCACUAGCUCAGAUUUUACCAUAAACAGUGCAAAUGGUGUCAUAGCUACAUCUGUCGUUCUUGAUUACGAGAGAACACCUUCCUACGUCCUUAACGCGCAAGCGGAUGAUGGAAACGGCGGAAAGACCUUGUCCAAUGUCAUAGUGAAUGUUAUUGACCUUAAUGAUGAAACACCAUUAUUCAAUAGUGCCUCUUACAACAGUUACGUGACAGAAAACGCUUUGAUUGGCUCAUCUGUUAUGAUAGUGACUGCGUCAGACGAAGACGCUGCUGAUAGCGCGCUGGCUUAUGAACUGUCAGGAACAAACAGCUCUCACUUUGCUGUGACAAGCAACGGUUUAAUACAAACAGGGAGAGACAUUGACUACGAGAGUGUCCAGGGCUACUCGCUAACUCUAACAGCCACAGACAGCGCGAAUAAUACAGGCACAACUGUUAUAAUAAUUACAGUGGUGAAUGUGAAUGAUAAUGAUCCAGUUUUUAGCGCUGCAACGCUCAGUGUAGAUGUGUCGGAAGGCAGUGCUCCUGGUACGAGUGUCGCCAAGUUAACAGCAACUGACGGUGACCUUGAGGACACUAUAACAUACGCAUUGUCAGGAUCCGACAGUGUCAACUUUGCUGUUAAUGAAAACACUGGAGUUGUCUCCACUAUUGCCUUACUGGAUCGUGAAUCCCAAGAUUUUUAUUCCCUGACUCUCACUGCCACGGAUUCUGGGGGUCUUUUCUCAAUGGCUACAAUUAACGUCACAGUCACUGACGUCAACGAUAACACUCCCGUAUGUGCAGAGGCCGUCUACGCAGCUUCAGUGGCAGAAAAUGUAGCUGUUGCUUCUUCUUUGGUAACGGUAUCGUGUUCUGACCUGGACGCGGGCUCAAACGGAGAGGUGACUUACAGUAUUUUGUCGGGAGACGGUGGAGUCUUUGUAGUGAACUCUUUAACUGGCGUAAUAAGCAUCAGUGCUUCUCCAGAUUAUGAGUCGUUACAAGAAUACUUAGUGACUGUACAGGCCACAGACGCUGGUUCGCUGCCGCUGUCCUCCAUUACCACGGUAAUCCUUACAAUUACAGGAGUCAAUGAAUUUAUUCCUCACUUUAUCCCUAAUAACUCUUACGUCGUCACGGCCGCAGAGAGCUUGGCGCUAGGACAUGACUUGAUCACUGUGUCGGCCAAUGACGCAGAUGCUGGUUCCCAAGGCGAGGUUACUUACACCAUAAGUGCAGGAGAUACAUACGGGAAUUUCGUGAUUGAUAGUCACACUGGAGUCAUUGAAUUGGUUUCUAGUUUAGAUCACGAGGCUAGUUCUCAGAUCACUCUCACAGUGACUGCCACUGACAGCGAUUCAGCGAGUCCGCUCAGUGCCCAGGCAACUGUGACAGUGAAUGUGGUCGACGUGAAUGACAAUCACCCAGAAUGCCUUCCGACAUUGCUAGCACCCGCAGUACUAGAGUCAGCUGUUUCUGGCGAUGUUGUGGCCACCCUUAAUUGCAGCGAUCCAGACAGUGGAGGCAAUGGAAAAUUAUUUUAUACCAUCUCAGCAGGAAACUCAGAUGGAAGAUUCAAUAUUUCAAAUGCAGGCAAAGUGAGCGUGACAGACAUUUUAGAUUACGAGACAGUCACGUCAUACUACCUGGUAAUCACAGUCACAGAUGGAGGUGUUCCUUCUUUGUCAACUGAGGUUUCUGUCGCGAUAUCUGUGUCUCCCGUCAACGAGUAUGCCCCAGUCUUCGUCAGCAGUGGCAGCUAUUCGGUCUCAAUCCCUGAAGAUACAGGCCUCGGCAUGGAGCUCAUUCGUGUUACGGCAAACGACGGGGAUGACUCAAGUCAUGCGCACGGAAGAGUAAUUUACUCCAUCAUUUCCGGAGAUACCGGAUUCUUUUUCUUCAUAUCUGCUGACAGUGGGGCGAUACAGCUCGCAAGGAGCCUGGAUCGAGAAGUAGAGUCAUCCUAUGUCCUUAUAGUCAAGGCUACCGAUGGAGAAAAUGACGUGAAUGCCACAGUGUCAAUCACUGUCACAGACUCCAACGACAACCAACCCAUUUGUAGCCCUUCCUCGUAUAGUGCUGCAGUCAGUGAAGAUGUGGGGCUGGGAACUAGUAUAUUGAUUAUCACAUGCUCUGAUGACGAUGAAGGGAACAACGGCCUGUUAAUCUACAGUAUCAUAUCCGGGAACACUAACAGUAGCUUCACCAUGGACUCAAACGGCACCCUGUUUACAGCCGCGUGGUUAGACUACGAGACCACGCCCACUUUCACAUUGUCAGUUCGUGCACGUGACUCGAGCAGUCCGUCAUCAUCUCAAAAAUCCACUUUUAUGGAAAUAAGUAUUGAUGUUAUUGCAGUGAAUGAGCAUGAGCCCUUGUUUGCCUUUGCUCAGUAUGCUACGAGCGUAACUGAGGACACGGCCGUGGGAACUUCAAUUAUCAGGGUAACGGCUACGGAUCAAGAUUACGGACUGCAAGGAGAUGUGAGUUACGCCCUGACACCGUUAUCAGUACCGUUCUAUAUCGACACUAACAGUGGUGUGAUUCGUGUGAAGACCAGCCUUGACAGGGAGAAUGUCGAUACCUACAUUUUGACAGUCACCGCCACUGACAGGGACCGCAACAUAGCCGAUCGUAGAUCAUCGUCCGUGAAUGUCACUGUUACUUUGACUGAUGUUAAUGACAAUGAUCCUGUGUUUUUUCCUGAUCAUUAUAAAGUUGAAUUUUAUGAAAAUACCACAGCCGGUUCCAGUAUCACUCAACUGCAAUGCACCGACCAGGACCUGGGCACUAACUCAGCCCUUGUGUACAGCAUAACCGAUGGUGACCCGGAUGGUUUUUUUAACAUAUCCUCUGGCACUGGUCGAAUCACCUCAGCUAAAAAACUCGACUUUGAAGACGCCCAAUCAUAUUCCUUGACUGUUGAGGCAAGUGACAGUAGUUCACCAAUCAACUCGCGACACACGUCUGUAUCUCAUGUUGAUGUCAUAGUGACUCCACUAAAUGAACACGCCCCUGUGUUUAGCCAGUCGUCGUAUGACGUCACCAUCUCGGAAAAUACGGCGAUUGGUGCUUCAGUUCUGUCAGUUACUGCUACAGAUGGUGAUUCUGGCUCGCAAGGGGAGUUGACUUUUGCUCUGUCCAGCGGCUCGCCAUUUUACAUCGACAAGAUCAGCGGCGUCAUAAGGUUACAACAGGAGUUGGACUUCGACGCUGUGACGUCAUAUUCUCUAUUGGUGACAGCAACUGACGGAGAUUUAAAUUCCUCUAAAUCGUCAGUUGUUAACAUAACCGUAAAGUUGCGUGAUGACAAUGAUAACGCACCAAUGUUUAGUCCCGUCCUGUAUAGCGUGACAAUCACUGAAGAUACGGCCGUGUUUACUAACAUCUUGAAUCUGACAUGCGCGGAUGCCGAUUCUGGUACGAAUGGACAAUUUCUUAUGGCAAUAACUUCAGGGAAUGUUGGUACAGGAUUCUCCAUCUCAGACGAGGGAUUUCUAAGUGUUGCCUCAGCUCUAGAUGCAGAAACAACUUCUUUCUAUUCUCUUGAGAUCACCGCAACAGACCGGCACCCAAGCCAGCCGCUCUCUAACACAGCAAAAGUAACGGUUACCGUUACUGAUGCAAACGAACACUCUCCGCAAUUUACAAAUGGCGGAUCGUACACCGCCCUGUUGGCAGAGAAUGUUGGUGUGGGAGCAUUAGCUUCCAGUGUUUCAGCGACUGAUCUUGACAUCGGCUCUGUAUAUGGCGUUGUUACCUACGCAAUCACAUCCGGAAAUACCAAUGAUGUCUUUGCGAUCAGGCCGACUGAUGGUAUGGUUUUUGUGAAGCAUUCGCUUGACAGGGAGACAACAAGCUCUUACAGUCUUACAAUUAAAGCCAGUGAUCAAGAUCCAGUUUCUCCCUUGUCAUCCACAGCCACGCUUCAAGUUACUCUCACGGACAUCAAUGACAACGCACCUAUAUGCAAUCCUUGCAUUUACGGAGCGUCCAUCAAAGAGUCUGUUGCCAUAGGGACAAUAGUUAUUCAGUUAAACUGCUCGGACGCAGAUCUCAAGCCGAAUACGAUCAGUGGGUACACAAUAACAACUGGGAAUACGACUGCCUUUGGUGUGAACGGAGAUGGUCUAGUCACGACACUCGUCACUCUAGACUUUGAGGCUAUUAAGUCCUACCUGCUCGUGAUCACGGUAUCUGAUGGCGGCUCGCCCAAGCUCACCACCAACGUAACUGUCAGUAUCCAGGUCACCGGAGUAAAUGAGUUUUCGCCUGUGUUUAGUAACUCGACAUAUGCAAUCAGCCACUCAGAAGACAUUAUCUUUGGCACCACUAUCACAUCAGUGACAGCCACUGACCGAGACCACGGACCUGAUGGCUCUGUCCUCUUCUCUUUAAUCGAUGGCGACUCCGAAGGGAGAUUUCAAAUCGAUCCUAAGUCGGGCGUAAUCGAACUAAGAAAACAGCUAGAUCGUGAAACGAAGGAAAUGUAUUCUUUGAUCAUUCGAGCCACUGACCAAGGUGUUCCUAGCUUGUCAAGUACAGCGACAGUUAAUGUUGAAUUACUUGACGUCAAUGAUAAUCCACCACUUUGUAACAAUUCCUCUUACGUCAUCGAAGUGGCAGAGAACUUCACGGUCAAUGGGACGGUACUGAAACUGCAAUGUAGUGACGCUGACGUUGGAGAAAAUUCUGUUGUUUCAUACAAUAUAUCUUCAGGAAACACAAAUUCUACAUUCAGUGUUGAUUCGAACACAGGGAUCCUAUCCUUGUCAGCUGCCCUAAACCUGGAGUCACAGGCAUACUUCGAUUUCAUCAUCGCUGUUAGCGAUAAUGGAUCUCCACAACUCUCUACUCAGGUCACUGCAUAUAUUGUGAUUACAGCCGUUAAUGAAUUCGCUCCAAUAUUCACUCGGAAUGGCUUCUACAAUUUAUCUGUUCCCGAGGAUACCCCUGUUGGUACCAGUUUGGUAACAGUGCAGGCUCAAGACGAGGACAGCGGUAAACAAGGCAUGGUUUUCUAUUCCUUAUCGAUUGGUAAUGAGGACGGUAUGUUCCUUCUUGAUCCAAACCUUGGGAAUUUGAUCCUAAGGAAGCCAUUGGACCGUGAGGCACGUUCUCGGUAUAGCUUGACGGUGCGCGCGUCUGACAAUGCUCCCGCGCCCUUAACGAAAUGGAGCCUUGCGAUCGUGAACAUAACUAUUUCGGACCUCAACGAUAACCCGCCUUCGUGCUUCCAAAGUGCAGUGGUAGUUUCUUUGUUGGAGUCCACAGUUGUAGGGACUGUGAUUUUCACUGCAAACUGUACAGAUGUAGACUCCUUUUCGAUUCUUUCUUAUCAAAUAACUCAGGGGAACAACAAAGGAAAUUUCAAUGUGUCUUCCUCAGCUGAAGUGAGACUCAACAGGUCACUUGACAUCGAGGAUGAGUCAUUAUUCAGCCUGCUGCUGACCGUUUCUGAUUCCGGCUCACCCGUGAAACAUGCGUACAUCUCAUUGACGGUGAAAGUACUUCCGGUGAAUGAACAUAAGCCAACGUUUGUUGCCAAUGACCAGCUGUAUAAUCUGGAUGUCUUGGAAAAUAUCACAUUAGGAACUGUCGUUUUUCAAGCCCAAGUGACCGACAAUGACUCAGGAGUUCACGGAGACCUGCGGUACGUUCUUGUCAGCGGCAACGAAGACAACAAAUUCUAUUUGGACGAGGAACAAGGAAGACUGGUACUAGUCAAGGGUUUAGACAGAGAGACCACUGACCAGUAUAACAUCAGUCUCAGGGUAGAGGACAGUCCACUGAGUUCCCCGGAUGUUAAGUGUUCCAAUGUGACAGUGUACAUUUCAGUUUCAGAUGUAAAUGAUAACCCACCUGUGUGUACACCAGCCUUAUUUGCCGAAGAAAUUUUAGAAGACAUUCCUAUUGACACAAACGUGACGGCAAUUGCCUGCACGGAUGAAGACCUGGGACCAAAUGGAAAUUUCUCUUUUGAAAUUGUCAGCGGAAACUUUGGAAAGAAGUUCAGACUGGACGACAACAGAGUCGUUGUAAAUGAUAGGCUAGAUCAUGAGAACGAACAUGAAUAUAGCUUGGAGAUUCACGUGACAGACCAUGGUGUUCCAAAUAAUGUAGCUGUUGUUAUGGUAACAUUGUAUGUAAAAGCUAAAAACGAGUUCGCCCCAGUCUUCCAGCACUCCAACUACACCGUCAAUAUCUCCGAAGCUACAGCAGUGGGUUCUCAAGUAUUUGACGCAAACGCAACCGACUCGGAUCAAGGCCUUCACGGUCAGCUAGAAUAUUUCAUCGCCAGCGGCCUGGACGGAGGAAUUGACUUCGUUAUGGACUUACUAGAGGGACACGUUUUUGUGGGGGCUGAAUUAGAUAGAGAAACAAAGGAACUCUAUGUCUUGAACCUUACGGUUAAGGACAGAGCUGAUAAAGAGAGCGACCGUAGAUAUGCUAUUAUGGAGUUGAUCAUCCAUAUAUCCGACGAGAACGAUAAUCCCCCGGUCUUCACCGAGGAGAUAUACACUGCCACUAUUCCUGAGAAUGUACCCUCGGGAGUUUUAGUCACUCUUGUUAGCACUACAGACGCCGACAUCGGAAUCAAUGCUGAGCGCACUUUCACAAUCACGGGAGGCGAUGGUGUCGGGAAAUUCAGCAUCGACAGUUCAUCUGGCAUGAUAUCCGCUCUGUCAGGCCUGGACCGAGAAACUAAAGACACCUACUACUUGUCAAUCACAGCUCAAGAUGGUGGCACCCCGCCGCUGACCGGUUUGUGUGCAGUGCGCGUGUUUAUCUCGGAUAUUAAUGACCACAAGCCCGUUUUCAGUCCGACCCUAUAUCUAACGAGCAUUUCAGAAGCUACGCCUACCGGAACUGACGUGAUACCUGUAUAUGCGUACGAUAUGGAUGAGGGAUUAAACGCUGAAAUAGAUUUUUCUAUCGUUGGUGGCGAUCCUAGGAGCCAAUUUCAGAUAAAUUAUACAGGUGUGAUAAGCAUCAAGAGUUCCUUAGAUCGGGAGGACAUUUCUUUCUAUACCCUGCUAGUUCAAGCGUCAGAUCAAGGCACCCCUCCCCUGACAGAAACCGUUUCUGUAAACGUAACAAUCGAGGAUAUCAACGACAAUCCACCGGUAUUUUCUGACAGCAAUUUCACCGUAACUGUGGCUGAAAAUCUGCCAGUUGGCACACGAUUUCUGAAUGUAACUGCAUCAGAUUCUGAUAUAGGGGAAAAUGCCCUGCUAGCAUGGUCUAUCGUGAGUGGAAACGUUGGCGACGUCAUGGCCAUAGAUUCAUCCUCAGGGAGGUUAUAUAAUGUGGGUUCAUUUGACCGUGAGACUACCCCGGAAUACCUCUUGACAGUGAGUGUCGAGGAUGCUGGAAAACCUUCUUUGAACUCCUCAACCAAAGUCACAGUGAGAAUAAGCGACAGUAACGACAACUCCCCCGAGUUCAACAAAGCCGAUUACACCUUCUUCGUCUUAGAAAACCAAGAAAUAGGAACUUUCGUUGGAGAAGUGCAGGCCAAUGAUAAUGAUAACGGCACGCAUGCGCAGCUUGUGUAUUCUAUUGAGUCUGGAGAUGUUAGUGAUCAUUUUUCAAUUAACCCGUCUCAGGGGACCAUUUACACGGCCAAAGUGCUGGACAGGGAAGAUGUCAGGGAGUAUAGAAUUAGCGUUAAAGCUUCAGAUUCGGCUGUAUUUCCAUUUGACCUAUCAAACGUCACGAACGUUUAUAUAACAGUCUUAGAUCAGAAUGACAACAGCCCCAGUUUUCCUCAGCCGUUUUAUAAUGCGUCGGUCCUGGAAAAUUCCCAAUCCGGGGUAUCGGUUACAACAGUAACGGCUGAAGAUCCUGACAGUGACGCUAAUGCAGAGUUAACGUAUAGCAUUACCCAUGAAUCUUCAGUAGAGUAUUUUAGUAUUAGUAGUGUGACCGGAGAGGUGUUCGUAAAGAACCUGUUUGACUACGAGGAAGUGAAAUUUGUGAACGUUACAGUUAUCGCGGAAGAUAAUGGGAUUGUCAGGCGCAGCGGCUCUGUUUCCUUGAUUGUUUACAUAAAGGAUGCAAAUGACAAUGCUCCAGUUGUUGAAAAAGAUUUCUACGAUGCACUCAUUCGCCAAGACCGAUCCUUCGACUCAGCUCCCAUUGUUACAGUCUCUGCGACAGAUAGGGACUCUGGUGACGCGGGGACUGUGGAAUAUGGCCUGCUGGAACCCUCUUCCGUUUUCACUUUGGGACGCAGCGAUGGCAAUAUUCGCCUUUCAUCAUCUCCUGAGAUCGGGAAACCAUACGUGCUGCGCCUGCGCGCUACAGACCAAGGCACGCCGCCGCUGACCAGUGGUACCAUUACGGUGCGAAUUGAUGUGAUUGAUCCAGAGAACACUAUGGUUGAUCUAGAACUGGAAAUAAGUUUGGAACAAUUUGAGGCAAAUCGUGAGCUGUUUCUGGAGAAAAUAUCUCAGCUUUUGGGAGCUGAAGUAGGGAUUUCAGAGAUCGCUGUUAUUACUGAAGAAUUAAGAAGAAGAAAAAGAGAAACGAAAACUCGGUAA